Messenger RNA from Durio zibethinus, 2117 nucleotides. RefSeq lists its product as uncharacterized. The record is from RefSeq and is a predicted model, not a curated record. Lineage: Eukaryota; Viridiplantae; Streptophyta; Magnoliopsida; Malvales; Malvaceae. Gene Ontology annotation, molecular function: S-adenosylmethionine-dependent methyltransferase activity.
AGGACCAAAUAUCUAGGUCUAAAAGUUCUUCGCACAGUAGUAGUCGUAAGUAACUGGGGCACAUCGCAUCGCACGCAUACAUAAACACUUUUGGGCUCUGCUCAGAAAGGGCGGAUUUGCGAUCAGUGAGAAAGAGAAAGAAGGAGCAAAUGUCCGGGGAGGUUGAAGAAGACGAAGAACGACGUCGUCAAAGGAAGCUUGAAGAAGCUCUUGAAGUCAAAUCCCUUCGCCGUAUUAUCAGUGCCUACCUCAAUUAUCCUGAGGCAGCAGAAGAGGAUAUCAGAAGAUAUGAAAGAUCUUUUAAGAAACUUCCACCUGCUCACAAGGCUUUACUGUCUCACUAUCCUUUAAAAUUCCAAAGUUUGAGAAGGUGUAUUUCUGUGAAUUCAUAUUUCAUAUUUAACAUGCUUCAGGCAUUUGAACCUCCUUUAGAUAUGAGCCAGGAUGUGGAUAAUUGUGAGGAUCCAAACCUAGAAAACUUUGAUCAUGACCAUUGCCAGUCUGAGGAGAGAAAUGCUUCCUCUUGUCAGUCUGCAUCAACCAGUGGAAGAGUGUGUUGUUCCAACCAUGCUCAAACUUGUUCUCAGGAAAGAAGCAGCAUAAUGAGCAAUCCAACAACAGAGGAGGUGCAAAGUGAUCAUCAACAUGAGCCCAUUUCUGGAAGCUGCGCUGGAGAAGUGGGAAAUAACGAAGAGAUAGCUGAAUGCUGUGGAAAUGAUGUUACUGAUUCUAAUGGGAAUGUUUUUUCACCUCCACAUGACUGGUUGGGUCCAUCAUUGCAGUUGAAUGUUCCAUUGGUUGAUAUUGAUAAGGUCCGUUGUAUAAUAAGGAAUAUCAUUAGAGAUUGGGCAGCAGAGGGAGAGAAAGAACGUUAUCAGUGCUACAAGCCCAUUCUUGAAGAGCUUGAUGCCCUAUUUCCCAAUCGCUCCAAGGAGAGCCCUCCUGCCUGUUUAGUUCCUGGUGCUGGACUUGGGCGGCUAGCCCUAGAGAUUUCAUGCCUUGGUUUCAUGAGUCAGGGAAAUGAAUUUUCAUACUACAUGAUGAUAUGUUCAAGUUUUAUUCUUAAUCAUACUCAAACAACUGGACAAUGGACAAUAUAUCCUUGGAUCCACAGCAACUGCAAUUCACUUUCAGACAAUGAUCAACUUCGCCCUGUUUUGAUACCGGAUAUUCUUCCGGCAAGUGCAGGGAUUACUGAAGGUUUUUCUAUGUGUGGUGGGGAUUUUGUUGAAGUCUAUAAUGAUUCCAGCCAGAUUGGAGUCUGGGAUGCUGUUGUGACUUGUUUCUUUAUUGACACAGCGCACAACAUCAUUGAGUACAUUGAAAUCAUAUCAAGAAUUUUGAAGGAGGGGGGAGUUUGGAUAAACUUUGGACCUCUACUUUAUCACUUUGCAGAUAUGUAUGGGCAGGAAGAUGAGAUGUCAAUUGAGUUGAGUUUGGAAGAUGUAAAGAAGAUUGCUUUACAUUAUGGAUUUCAGUUGGAGAAAGAACAAACCAUUGAAACAACCUAUACUACAAAUCCUCGAUCCAUGAUGCAAAACCAUUACCAUGCUGCAUUUUGGACAAUGCGAAAGAAAAGAACUUCUACAACAUAGCAUGCCAAGAGAUGAUAUGCAUCCCUGUAUCAACAUACCCUCAGUUGGGGAAAGUGAAGAACAGGGCAGGUGGGAAGCAGUCAGCUGGAAUGGAUUUAAUUUGGAUUAAAGUUUGAUCUUGCAUAGAAGCCAGGUUUUAAGUGUAAUACCUCACCAAAUAUGAUAAAAAGUGGGAAAGCUGAUGUCAAAAAAUUUUUAUUUAUUUUUCACAUUCGACAUUGUAACAAAUCAAUGGAACUAAAAGUCUAGCAUUCUAAAUCGAUUAUUGUUGUGUUCAAUUUUUCUGAAAGCCUCCAUUAUGUUUGAAUAUGUCCAAAACUUUGCAAGAGAAAUUAUGUUGUGUUGGAGGAAAUAUAUAAUAAGAUGGACAAAGUUGUAAAGGUUAUCUUUAUAAGUAUUUUUAUUGCUUUGAUUCUUUUGGACUUUUGUGAUAGAUGUUAGGGUUUGCUUCAAUUAUUUUCAACUUGUGGUAUGGACAAAUCAACUAUUUGUUCUUUAAUCAAGGUUUUGUUUUAUUGGGGU